GGCAAACUGGCAAAUGGAUCUUUGUCUUCCCCCUGACACGAUUUUCCCAAUUUCUAAUCACGAUUUUCCGAUCAGAACAAAUGUCGAAAUAUAUCCUGACACUAAUAUUUCUUUGCGCCAAACGUAAGAAUGAAGCGUCGAUAAUUUGGUAGCUUUUUCUACCCUCUUUCUUAUAUUAAUCUUCCAUUCCCUUUAAUUUCUCAUCGAAACAUUACUGUAAUUUUGUACAUAGAUUUGACGCCAUUGAUGAUCCUCACCUGUUUAUUUACCAUGUGACGAAGACAAUUUUGCAAAAUUAGGGUUUUCCAAUCUCAAUUUUCCCCCUUUAUCUCUUCCGCCAAAUGAAUUCCUUUGUGCAAAACACUUAACUUGUAUAGAGAUACCCCUUCAGUGUGUUAUCUUUAAUUCAUUACUUAAUUGCUUUAUCCUCUGUUAAAUUGUUGGAUAAAAUUGUAAAGCAGGUUUCCAACCUACUAUUGUUACCAAUGGUGCUAUGGUUAAAGGGUUUUAUAGGAUAGGCGACAAUGCGGGUGUUCUUAACUUACUUAGGAAGAUGCAAUGUAGUUAUGAUACGCCUGAUCAUGUUAUGUAUAGCACGAUUAUCGAUAGUCUUUGUAAGGAUAGGAUGCUAAAAGAGGCCAUGGACUUGCUUUCGCUACGAAAAGCGAGUGCGUUGAACCCAAUGUUGUUACUUAUACCUUCUUGGUUCUAGGCCCCUGUCAUUCUGGCUUUCGAGUAGUGGCUAAAAGUUAUGUUAGAUGAGAUGUUGGACAGUAAUGUUGCACACUUGCAAUGAUACUCCUACCUUCAACAUGCUGCUGGACAGUAUUGAAUACCUCAAAUGAAAAGGGGGGUAUUGAUGAAGCACAAACCGGUUUCACACUUCAUGAUUGAGAGAGGUGAGGCUCCAGACAGCAUUACUUACAGUGCAGUACUCGAUGGUCAUUGUUUGCGUGGCCAGAUAGAUAGAAGAUGCUGAGAAACUACUUGAUCUCAUGGUCUAAAAUGGCUGUGAGCCUAAUGUUGUAAGUUUCAGUACUAUAAUUACUGGAUAUUCCAAAACUAGAAACAUUGAGAAGGCCUUCAUUUAUUUCAACAAAUAAUUCAGAAUGGGAAGACACCUGAAUUUGUCACUUGUUCUACUCUUAUUGAUGGACUGUGCAAAGCGAAUGGAAUGCUGUCACGUAUGCUUCAUUGCUUGAUGGCGUAUGCCUAAUUUUUCUGCUUGAUGAUGCAGUGCAUGGAGGAUAACGGUGUCGAGCCUGAUAUCAUCAUCUGUGGUCUCCUAAUGGAUAGUUUGUGUGAGGCCGGAUGACUUGAACAUACAGCAAAAUUUGGCUCUGAUAUUGUAUUGAAGGGCUGCAACCUGAUUAUGAUAUACAUGAUAUUGGUUAAAGGCUUUUGCUAGAAAGGGCACACGGGUGAAGCUAUUCAAUUGUUGAGUAAAAUGGAGAAAGACAGUUGCUCCCUUGAUGAUAAUGUUUAUGAUUCAAUCAUCAGAAAUGACUUGUGAAAGGCAUUAUACUAAUAUGAUCUCAUGGUGAGCAAGGGAUUGGAGGCUGAUGCUGACACUUUUCUGUCUUUUGGUAAGUUAAGUGACUCAUUAAUCAACUGUGGGAGAUUUUGGAGCUAUGAUAAUCAAGAAGUUUUGGUUCAGGUAUCCGAGUAAGCAUUCUAUAUGGGCAUUAGAGAUGACUGAUUUUCUGUAUUUUUUACUUAGUUUCAUGUAUGUGAUUCCUAGAUACAUAUUCAUUGAGCUAAUUGGAGCUUGCUGGCAUGUCUAUUGCUUCUGGUACCUUGAUUAUUGUUGCCUACUUUGAUCUUUUUGUUAGACCAGCUUCUGGAAAAGGCUAUAUAUUUGUGGAAACCUGACCUUCUUUUGUGAAGAAAAAUCAAUAUCCACUUCAACAUUAUCUUCCUUAUCAUUCUUUAUGCCCCCAGCCCCUUUCUGUGCGUGUACAUUAUUAGAUUUUCUUAACAAUUUGGGGGGGGGGGGUAACUUAGCUGUAAAUUGAGGUCUAGAUAACAUUCCAUUUCUUAUUCUACUUCUACUAUACUAAACACACCUUGUUGGAUUUGGAAAAUAAUGGGCAUUUGACAGCUGAAAACUGAGAGCACUAUCCCAUCUUAAGAUUCUCUUAUCAUCUUGCGACUUUGAUCAUUCUAAAAGAUCAGUAUGAGGAUAAUAACUCACCAGCAUAAGACUAUAAGAAGUUUGCAUAUGGAUUAGGCCUUGUAAAAGUUGACCCGACCAUUAAACCCGGCCUGAAUGUAAUUAUGAAAUAGAGGCUUUUGAUAGUUAUGAAUUAUGAUACCAUCUGGGUCUGAUCCUUUGAGAUUGUGGCAAAGACACCACAAGAGUGAGGUUGCUAACUUAAGAUUAGUAUUAGAGAUGUUUUUUUGGGUUGAGAAAUUUUUCCAGCCCUCACUCUAUGCCUUGGUCUAGGCUCAAGUUGAUUCAGUACCCAGUAUAUCUACACUUCACAUGAAGCGUUUCUACAUCUAUUCAAUUUCAUCAUUAAGGGCUAGGAACAAAAAAGGAAAAUGACUGCAUUCUGUUUCUUACAUUAGUGAAAUUAAUGGUUUGAUUUUGUGUGUUCUUUUCCGUACUCUCUGCAGUAUAAAAUAGAUUACUUAUCUGACAGAUAAGCAGCCAAUAUUAAGAGGAAUAUAUGAAAACUGUUUCAGAAUACUGAGCAAAAAAUAUUAUUCCCUGUGUCUGUCCCAGAAUACUCUUUAUACUUAUCAUGUUGCAUAUAUAUUUUUAGGAGACAAGUUGUUUUUUGUUUAUCAAUUGUUGAUAUUAUUGAUAAAGUUAAUGUGAUAUGAGUUAGUUAUUUAGGGUAAUUGGGACCCUAACUUUCUAGUAGCUAGGAAGAGAUGUAUUAAGAUAUUAGUUUACCAAUUAUAAAAGUGUAACGAGCAUUACGGGAUGGAUGAAAAAGGAAAGUGUACAAUAGGUCUGUAGUAUGAAAGAUCAACUAGUGUUAAAAAUUUGACUAACAAGUAUUAUAUAAGAAGUGAAUAUUAUUCUGGACCACGAGAAUUUUAGUUAGUGGCUGUUAAUAAUGCAUUAGUGAUUUAGUGUCUGAAGAUUAUGGGAAUAUCAUACUUCAAAUUUGCGUUUAUUUUUCAAUUUACAAAAUGCAGACUCAAAGAAAAGCUAUGUUAUUAAAUUAUGACCUUGUGGAGAUUGGCUUGUUGAAGAAUACACAUAAAUCAUGUGAUGUAAGUGCUUAGUGACCUUUAUUUAUCAAAAUUAUCUUUCUCCCCUCUAACUAUAUACUAGUACAUCAUAAUCAUUUUGUAUUUCCCACCCAUGGUCCAUUUCAUCUGGAGCUAAAACUUUUAUUCUCUGGCUUUUGAUCAAUAUGGAGUGCAUCAAAGUGGCUAAUUGUAAACGUCUAUGAAUUUAAUAAUCAAAUAGCAAAUCUUCAGGGUUUUGUGGAUUAGGAAUCUAUUGUGAAUGCUGACGCUGAUGUUUAUAUCAUUGACUUUGUAUUUACCACUCUGUAUUGUUUGUGCGCCAUGAAUACUUUCUUGCUUUUGCCAAUAUCUUUUGCUCUUUGUUUUUCAAUGAAAAUCUCUUUUACCUUAGCCGCACAUAUGCUGCUUCUACGUAUAAUUUCCUUGACAAUUUUACUGUCUCCAACAUGGCUUCUGCUUGUUCUUCCAUGUCUAGUGCGAGCCUCAUUUUUGCUUUCACAACCAGCCACAAUGCUCACUGCUGCCAAUACUACUUUGUCUGGAUGUCCACGUGAGUGUGGAAAUUUGACAAUCCCUUACCCUUUUGGUAUUGGGAGAGGCUGCUCCUUGGGGGAUAACUAUGUUAUCCUCUGUGAUGUCCAAAAGAAUUACACUGUACCUAGAUUUCCUGGUAGACAGAUCCUUGAUAUAUCUGAGACCCAGUUGACAGUUACAGUUCAUCCUGCUGCUUCUUCUUGUGACACUGUAGAAACAGGAUCAGGUGAAGAAAACACCUGGUAUACGAUUGAUCUGACAGCCCUGCCUUAUUCAGUGUCGUACACCUCCAACAAGUUUGUGGUCAUUGGUUGCCAUCACUAUGGAUUGAUCGAGGCACAAACAAUGACUGGCCGGGAAGUUUUUAGCUGUGUUGCCUUGUGUACUAGAGAAGGGGACAGAAAUAAUGAGAUGUGCUCUGGCAUUGGUUGUUGUGAAGCUCCUAUUCCGAAGGGCUUACGUGCCUGGAAUAGUAGUCUAGAAAGGAUAUAUUACAAUACAACUGUUUCAUCAGGGAAUUGCAGCUAUUCCUUCAUACUUGAAAAAUCAAGCUUUAAAAUUCGGGGGUUCCUAGAUGCUGGACAUCUGAAAAGAGUUCCUCUAGUGCUUGACUGGUUUAUUACUGAUGAGUUGUGUAAAAAUGCUCAGAAGAACGCAACUACUUUUGCAUGCCAAGAGAAUACAACCUGCAUUGAUCUUGAUCAGGAACUCGGUGUUGUAGGAUAUAGAUGUAGAUGUCUUCAUGGAUAUCAGGGUAAUCCUUAUCUUAGUUCGGGUUGUACAGAUAUUGACGAGUGUAUUGGGGCAGAUAAUCCUUGUUCUGGCACUUGUGUCAAUUAUCCAGGUAGCUAUGAAUGUCGCUGCUCAACUGGUUAUUAUGGUGAUGGCAGGAAAGAUGGAACUGGUUGUCGUGCAAACAGUUUGAAAUUGUUCUUCGGUCUUGGACUUGGCUUGGGCUUGGGAUCUAUACUUUUCUUGCUCAGUGGGUUUUGGCUUUUCAUUUUAGCUCGAAGAAGGAGGGAGAUAAUGGAAAGAGCUAAAAACUUUAAACAAAACGGUGGUUAUUUGUUGCAACAGCAAAUGUCGUCCAAGGAUGGUAUAGUAGAAAGAACAAGAAUUUUCACUGCUGGAGAGCUAGAGAAAGCUACUGAUAAUUUCAAUGAAGACAGAGUUCUUGGUCAGGGAGGUCAAGGUACAGUUUAUAAAGGUAUGUUGAGUGAUGGAAAUAUUGUUGCCAUAAAAAAGUCCAAGAUAGGAGAUCAAAGCCAGUUGGGUCAAUUUAUCAAUGAGGUGGUUAUCCUGUCCCAAAUCAACCAUAGAAAUAUAGUCAAGCUAUUAGGAUGUUGUUUGGAGACACAAGUUCCUCUGCUAGUAUAUGAAUUUGUUCCAAACGGGACUCUUUCUAAGUAUAUCCAUGACCCUAGUGAAGAUCUCCCGGUUACAUGGGAAAUGCGGUUACAAAUUGCUAUAGAAUUAGCCGGAGCUCUUUCUUACUUGCACUCUGCAACCUCACAGCCCAUUUUCCAUAGAGACAUUAAAUCCACCAAUAUACUGCUUGACGCGAAAUACAGAGCUAAACUAUCAGAUUUUGGAACAUCAAGAUCUAUUGCUACUGAGAAAAGUCAUUUAACCACUUGUGUCCAAGGCACAAUUGGAUAUCUAGAUCCUGAAUACUUCCAAUCCCACCAAUUCACUGACAAGAGUGAUGUUUAUAGCUUUGGGGUGGUUCUUGUGGAGCUUUUGACAGGGUCAAAGGCUAUUCGUCGCACUGACUCUCUUCGCGGACAGAGCCUAGUGUGGUGGUUUCUGUCAGCUAUGGAAAAUUUGCACUUGUAUGAUAUAUUGGCUGUUCGAGUUGCAAAAGAGGGUAAGAAAGAAAGCAUCCUUGCCACUGCCAAUCUUGCUAAGCAGUGUUUGAAGAUGGAUGGGAGAGAAAGGCCUACAAUGAGAGAAGUUGCUUUACAGUUGGAGCUCAUCAGUAGACUGGAAGAUGUGACUGUUUCAAUUCAAAAACUCUGCCAGAGACCGAUGUGCAUAAAUUCAUAGAAAUUGAAGUGAUAUGAAGAAUUUGAGUGCUACACGACACUCUCAUUCUGCAGAAGUUCAUGGUCUACAUCUCAUGCAUGUUUCUUGUUUUUACUGAGCUAUAAGGUCCACACGAUAGCAAAUACAAUGUUUGAGGCUGUUAAAUUAUAUAAUAUGGUUAUCUUUUUUCUGCAAAAGGAUCUUUGAGUUUGAUUUAUACUUGAUGCAAAUUCUUUUUGUUAGUCUUGUGAAUUCAAAUAUAUACCUUUGAAAGAGGAUCACUUUUCUGUUUCACUUGAGUUGCUACCAGGCAGUUCUAUAAAUCAAUAGAGGGGAGAUGUUUUUGACCAAGUAAUUUUUUUUGUAAACUAAGGACUCAACUUCUUGUGCUAGUUUCAUACAUCAUGAAUCCUCUUAUCGUGGGCUGAGCUAAAGCUUUUUCUACAGUUAUAAUAUGUCUAACUAUCGGUCCUGUACUCCUGUUGUAUCUUGAGAUGAACAUGUCCUGUUGUAUCUUGAGAUGAACAUGAAUUUCCAUUUUCUUCUUCUUACUGAUUCUAGAUAAAAAAGCUGGAAGUGAUGACUGGUGAGUCAUCUUUGAAAAGAUAGACAAGAAUUUUAAUCAUCGGAGGAAGAGGAUUAAUUUUUUGGGCAUUCUCUGUUUGUUUGCAUUGUUAAAAGAAGAUAACUCAAGGAGGAAAGUGCUGAAGGUUUUCUGAUUGGACACUCAUGCAGCAUGAAGCCUCCUUUAUC
Beta vulgaris subsp. vulgaris (sugar beet) is the source of this 6519-nucleotide messenger RNA. RefSeq names its product wall-associated receptor kinase-like 1. Gene Ontology annotation, molecular function: ATP binding; calcium ion binding; protein serine/threonine kinase activity. NCBI's taxonomy places the organism in Eukaryota, Viridiplantae, Streptophyta, Magnoliopsida, Caryophyllales, Amaranthaceae. Gene Ontology annotation, biological process: protein phosphorylation; cell surface receptor signaling pathway. Gene Ontology annotation, cellular component: plasma membrane. The record is from RefSeq and is a predicted model, not a curated record. The transcript is spliced from 4 exons. The coding region runs from base 3529 to 5787 and encodes 752 amino acids.